AAUCUCUCAGGCGCGCUGUCGCGGUCAUCCUCAUCGUCAUCCUGUUCGUGCUCCUCGUCACUUCAGCUUGCUUCCGUGUCCGUCGCCCACCUGGGAUCAUUGGUCAUCGGUGUGAUUUCGUCCUGUGCCCGUCUUCGCCACCCCAUCUUUCUCCCUCGCCUCCCUCCGCGAUCCCUCAUCAUCGAUGCUCUUUUCUUGGGCCUUCGCCGCACAGUAUCCCCCAGAUCAUCACAUGACGCUCCAAAACAUCACAAUUCUCGAGCCUCGAUCCUCGAGCACCCUUCUCGAAAGGACUUCCUCCAGGGCGGAGGGUGCGGAAGAGAAGGCGGAAGAUGACCGACGAGGAGAGGAACGCCAUCAACUGGGAGAGCGCAGUCGUCCCCUCGGCGGAGAAGGGCCUCACGGCGGCUGGUCUUCAGCUGGAGUCCAUGGGGCUCCAGGCGGGGGGGCCGUACAAGCUGGUGAACCCGCGGAACCAGGACGAUGGUACAUGCCCGAGCUGCCCCCUGGCAACGCCCUGUAUCCUGGGAGGCGGGGUCGGCGCAGAUGCUGUUGCUGCCGCUGGAGGAGCCCGAGAAGGAGGGCUUCUUCGACAACCUCCCGACGGGGCUGGGGUUCGUGACGAACGAGAAGUCCCAGCCAGAGUUCGACGUGAUGGUGGCGGCGGACACGAAAAGCCUUCAUCGCCGAUAUCAGACAUCGCCAGGGGCGCGCGGCUGCAGGUCUCCGGGGCGGGCGCGCCAGCAGCCGUGCCGGGCGCCGCGGCGCCGCCCGCCGGGAGGCUCGUGUUGGAGCUCGUGCAGGCGAAGUGACGCCGCCAUGCGCCGUUUGCGAGGCCUCCCUCCGAGGCUGGAGAACUCGAGAUGGGCCUCGUGGGGGGUGUUCGAGGUGUCUGGGGUCUGGGCGUGCUUCCCCCUGAAGCCUUAGAAGGCCUUUUGGUGGGCCUCUCGUGGGCCCGCCUCGAGACGCGGACAAAAGCGCGCCGCUCCUGGAUGCUGGCCGACCUGCUUCCGCAGCGUCUGAACGCCAGUGUGAGAGAGACCUGAAGCGGCAGCGGCGGCUGGGACGAGGCAG
Messenger RNA from Prorocentrum cordatum, 1074 nucleotides. Lineage: Eukaryota; Dinophyceae; Prorocentrales; Prorocentraceae. The record is from the annotation of a GenBank genome assembly.